CAAAUUGUACUUCCAAUUUGAAAGUUUCAAAUUUAUUUUCGUUUCGUAACUGUCGUCAAGUUUUCCGUUUGCAUAUUAUAUUUACAGGUACUCGUCAGUUAUCAUUUAUACUUCGUUAUCCGUGGAUAACAGGCAUUUGUCCUCUCCAUGCUUCUUGAUUUGUGGAACAGCAUGUUGUGAUCGUAGUGACUAGUCACUAGUGAGCUCAUCGCGUUUCUGGUGCGCUGUGAAAUUCUUGAACAUACUUGGAUUAUUGGAUGCUCGAUGUCUGGAUAUGAUCAUCAGGAUGAAUGUCUUGCGGAGCUUCCUCGCCAGAACUUUCCCUCUCUCAUCUGCAUGGAGCGUCCGGUCCGCAUGUCCCUUCCACACGUUUUCCCCCGCGUUAUUCUGGACCAACCCGGUUCUUUGCGCGGAACCUAUGAAAAAGAAGAAACGCGUCGAUCCCGCGGUACUGCGGGCGAGGGAGGAGCGCAAGAAGAAGAGGAUCGAGAAGACGAUCAGCAAGCUUGCGAAGAAUGCGCAGAAACUCAAGCCCAUUGACGAAUGGGUCGUCCCUAAGCAGCUGAGGCUGGAAAUGAAAGAGAGAACACGAAAGCCUCCGCCCUUGGAAGAAGAAGAGUUGGAACGGCGUGCGUUACUGCGAAAAACCUGGACGAGAUACAAGCAUUACCAGUAUUUAGCCGAACAGGAUAAACUCUCCACCAUGGUCAUGUCGGCGGAAGCUGCCUUGCGUGAGCUGAGAAUAGAAUCGGAGGAGCUGUAUCAGAAAGCUGUUCAGUUGGACAACAUGAGUUUACCAAUCACACUGAAGGGCCCUGUCAACACACCACCGAUCCCGGGAUAUAUCUCACCAGAUGGCGAUUAUUUGAACACGACAAGGAAAUGGUGACAUCUUUUUUAUUGCAUUAUUUUAUCGUUUGUUGUUUUAUUUGUACCGGUAUAUGUUUCGAUUGCCUGUGAAAUGUGGAUUUCGCGUUUAUGAGUCGAGUCAGCAGUUGUUAAAAACGUUGAAAAACUGAAAGAAAAAGAUUAUAGCGAAGAAAAACGAAUCGCCGACCCUGGUGGGUGGCUGUUUACGCAUGG
Molecule: messenger RNA, 1083 nt
Organism: Paramacrobiotus metropolitanus
Lineage: Eukaryota; Metazoa; Tardigrada; Eutardigrada; Parachela; Macrobiotidae
Product: 39S ribosomal protein L40, mitochondrial-like
Exons: 4
Coding region: 275-889 (204 amino acids)
Cellular component (GO): mitochondrial large ribosomal subunit; mitochondrial ribosome
Source: RefSeq, a predicted model, not a curated record